Molecule: messenger RNA, 1074 nt
Organism: Aureococcus anophagefferens
Lineage: Eukaryota; Pelagophyceae; Pelagomonadales; Pelagomonadaceae
Gene: STP5
Exons: 1
Coding region: 1-1074 (357 amino acids)
Cellular component (GO): Golgi apparatus
Molecular function (GO): GDP-fucose transmembrane transporter activity; antiporter activity
Source: RefSeq, a predicted model, not a curated record
AUGGGCCGCCAGCGCUGGGGGUCCAAGGACGGCGAGGGCCUCGUCAAGGACACGGCGUCGUCCAUCGUCCGCGAGCCGGCGAGCGUCGACGCGCCGGCGACGCGGCAGCAGGUCGUCGGGGCCGUGGCCUUCUACUGCGGCUGCAGCUCCACGCUCCUCUUCCUCAACAAAUUGGCCGUGGGAGGCACGACGACGCUCGCGCCCGGCGCGGUCGUCGUCGUCCAGAUCGCCUUCGCCACGGCGUCCUGCUACGCGCUGUCGGUCCUCCAGCUGGCGAACAUCGGCGCGCUCACGCGGAAGAAGGUCGAGGGCUUCGGGCUCUACGCGGUCGCGUUCGUCGGGUCCAUCUACGCGUCCGUGAUGGCGCUCCGCCACAGCAACGUCGAGACGUUCAUCGUCUUCCGGGCGUCGACGCCGCUGGCCGUGGCGCUCUUGGACUACGUCUUCCUCGGGCGGUCCGCGCCGAGCACGUGGAGCCUGGGGAGCCUGCUCCUGACGGCCGCGUCCGCGACGGCGUACGUCGCGACGGACGCGCAGUUCGUCGUCGAGGGCAUCGCGGGCUACUCCUGGUGCCUCCUCUAUUUUGCGCUCAUCUGCUUCGAGAUGACCUUCGGGAAGCACCUCGUGUCGUCGCUCCGGCUGGGCGUCUGGGAGUCCGUGUGGCUCACGAACAUGCUCGCGCUGCCCAUGCUCUGGGCGCUCGCCUGGGUCCGCGGCGACAUGGCGGGCUUCUUCGACGUUUUGGGCGCCAUGCCCGGCUCCGACGUCGUCGUCCUCUUCCUGUCGUGCGUCAUCGCGACGCUCAUCGGCUACGCGGGCUGGCUCUGCCGCGGCCUGGUCUCCGCGACGUCCUACACGCUCAUCGGCGUCGCCAACAAGCUCGGCACGGUCCUCCUCGCCGUCACCUUCCUCGACAAGCACGCGUCGCCCUCGGGCGUCGCCGCGCUCGUCUUCUGCAUCCUCGCGUCGAGCCAGUACAAGCAGUCCCCGCUCCGCGCGGACGUCGCCAAGGCGCAGACGCCCAAGUCGCCGGGCUCCGCGCCGAGCAUCGAGAACCCCAAGUCCGGCGGCUGA